This is a messenger RNA of Wallemia mellicola CBS 633.66, 3599 nucleotides long. RefSeq lists its product as hypothetical. NCBI's taxonomy places the organism in Eukaryota, Fungi, Basidiomycota, Wallemiomycetes, Wallemiales, Wallemiaceae. The transcript has 6 exons. Gene Ontology annotation, biological process: translational initiation; formation of translation preinitiation complex. The coding region runs from base 1 to 1710 and encodes 569 amino acids. Gene Ontology annotation, molecular function: translation initiation factor activity. The record is from RefSeq and is a predicted model, not a curated record.
AUGUCAUUUAAGAAAGCAUUCUCUGCUAAACCACAGACGACGCUCAAGAACUCUGAUAGAAAGAAACUGAGAUCUAAAAUACAGGAGCGUUUCCAAUUGAAUGACGACGACGCUAAAUUGCUAGUACCGGAUGUCGUCAGCUCGAUGAAAAUAAAGACAUAUAACGAUGAGAAUGGCCUUGUAUAUAGUGCUCAGAAUAACGACCCUUUGUGGUACACAGUAGGCAAAUCUGAAGAUGAACUUAUUCCAUCUGUAUACACCCUCUUUAAGAAACCUUCGUUAUUGCCCGUUAUUACGACAUGGUCAUUUGUUAUUGAUAAGAUAUCAACCGGUGCAGAUCUCAUGGCACCCGGAAUUGCCCUCAAAUCUAACCCUUCUCAACUUCCUGACGUUAAGGAAGGUGAAUUAGUCGCUAUAGCAGAGCAUGGCCCAAAUCUAGCGCCCGUAUGCGUUGGAAAAACAGCAAUACCAACUUCUAGAAUGACACUGGACGCAACUGGAAAAGCUGUUCUGAUCUCACACUCUAUCAAUGAUGCCUUAUGGCUUGCUGGAAGCCAACCAAAGGAUAUACCAGAGGGAGGGAGACAAGAUGGUCAUUUCGACGAUAGUGAGGAUGAAGCCGACGGCCCUGUCGAGACACUGACACCUCAGGUCGACAAUUUGGAUGUGAAAGACGACCGUGAUUACCAGAAUGUCCAACUAUCAGUCAAAGAAGUCGAUGAUAUACUCAAGAAUGCACUGGUACAUGCCAUUACGACGUCUUUAAAGGAUGCUGAGCUACCAAUGCAAGCGUCGACGCUCUUAUCCGCUCACGUCCUCCCUAGUCGUUCAUCAAGAGUUGACCCUGGUUUGACAGAUUUGAAGAGCAGCUCGUUUAAGAAGGCGACAAAGUUCCUCAAGGCUAUGGAGAAGGACGAUUUGCUCUCUUUUAAGGAGCAGAAGUCAAACGUGAUCAUAACGAGGUUGAAUAAUACCCAUCCCUUAGUAAAAGGCUGGAGAGGUCACAAAACACUCGCCGUAGCUGAAAAGCAAGUCGAGAAGCGAAGCAAACAGGAAUCAUUGCCAAGUGAGACACGCACUGGAUAUCUUGUGGAAGAUGUCUACCUCGCUAAGGGCGUAGUCCGCGAUUGGCUCGCGCAUGCUGGUGUAGACCCUGACGAAUAUUACACGUCUAGCGAGCUACGCGCUGCUUCCAACGACUUCAUUGAGUCCCAUAACCUCAUUCAUCCAGCUGAUCAUGCCUAUGUGCUCGGAAAGCAAAAUGACAUCUUAGCUAGUGCCCUCUAUGCUAAACCAGCAAACCAGAAAAAGGGUAAGAUUACCUACGAUGAUGUUGACUUUGUUCCACGUCAGGAAGUAACUGGAAGACUCGUUCAGCACAUGCAGCCAUUCACUAGACUGACUAAUGGCACAAAUAGCAGAUUGAUUAAAGGCCACAUCAACAAUUUCGCACUCCAAAUCAAGCAACGUCAGGGUCGUAAGGUCACAAGUCAUCUUUCUGGUCCAUUCAAAGAGUUUGAAUUAAAAUUGGAUGAUUUGGCGAAUGAAUUGAAGGUUAUUUGCGCUAGUAGCACCACGACUGGUCCUAUGCAAAACAACCCAAAAGAAUUGGAAGUCAUCGUCCAAGGAGACAAAAUCAAAAUCAUCAUUGAUCUCCUCAAGAGCAAAGGCAUCCCGAGUAGACUUAUAGAGAUUGUACCAAAAAAGUAAACUGACGAUGAAACAUCUAUACAUAUUAGGACAAAUAGAGCAGAUAAUAGAUAAAAAAAGAGUAACAGAAGUGAGCACUCUAUGGUGUGCAACGUCCCGUGUAUCUGCGAUGACCGUUAGUGAAACAAUAACGAGUUAAAAGAUACUCACCUUGGGUACAAUGAACAAUCUCUGACUGUGAAUCUGUUUAACAACCAUGCUAACAACCUUUCAACACCUAAACCGUAACCACCAGAUUGGUUUGAACCCCAUAACCUUUGUUCGGUGUACCAGUAGUAUGGAGCUGGAUCAAUACCUUCAUGCUUGUAGGCCUCCAUAAGUUCUUGAUAGUCAUCAAUACGCAUUGAACCACCGACAAUUUCACCAACGUUUGGCAUAAGCAAGUCGACAGCUUCAGUGAAACCUUCAUCACCUGGGACCUUUUUCAUGUAGAAUGCCUUAAUGUCUCUUGGGAAGCCAGUCAAGAAGACAGGAACGUUGAGUGUGUCAACCAUUCUUCUCUCAGCAGCUUCAGCAAUAUCGUCACCGACUUGGUGUUCAGACAUUUGUGGUGUUCCAUCAGCAUUGAAGAUUUUGUCACCAUUUUCAUCUUCGUUUUGCUUGAGGAUGUUGUUGUCUUGCAACCACUUGAUAGCAUCCUUGUAGUCAAGUCUCAUGAAUGGGCGUGAAGGCUUGACGAAACCUGGGUUUAAUUUGUAAACGAUUUCUGAGAUUUUAGGAUCAGCAAGUAAUUUGUCAAUAACCAUGCAAAUAACUUCUUCAAUGUGGCUGAGAAGAUCAUUGAAAUCAAUAAACGCCAAUUCAGCUUCCAAGUGAGUGUACUCAGACAAGUGGCGACGUGUUAAUGAUUUUUCAGCUCUGAAUGAUUCUUGAAUACAGUAGACAUCACCUAUACUAGCUAAACAGGUUUCCAAAUACAAUUGAGAUGAUUGUGUCAAGAAUGCUGGUGUACCGUAGUAAUCGAACUUAAAUAAUGUUGCACCACCCUCGACUUGAGUUUGGACCAUACAUGGUGGUGUGACUUCGGUAACAUGUUGAGAAUCGAAUGCUUCUCUGAAGUACUUGAGAACUGCUGCUCUGGCUUUCAUAAUGUUGGAGGCUGUUUCACCACGCAAAACCAAAUGUCUCAAGUCUGCUUGUAUUGAAGGGUCUGAGUCUUUUGAGACUUUGUUGUUGAAUGCUUCAUCACCGGAUGGAGCUUUGCUCAUGACUUCCCAGUAAUCAGCGACUAACUCAUGGUUACCUGGUGCUUGUUGACCUUCCUUGACAGCCUUGAGUGUACCAACGAUAGAGACUGUUGACUCAACAGAUAAUGUGAGUGCGUCGUAUGUUUCUGUACACUUUCCAGUCAAAACUACUUGGAGGUAUCCUGUGCCGUCACGGAGAAUGAUGAAUGUCAUACCCUUUUGGGCUCUAAGUCUGUGGACCCAACCGGAGAUCUUGAUGCGUUGGUCGCGGUGCUUUUCUAAUUGGUAUGCUUUUACCUUUGUUGGUGUUGGAAGUGACUCGUCUAAAGUGAGUACAACUUUCUUUGCUUCCUCAAUACGCUUUGCUUCUCUCUCCGCUCUCUCGGCUUCUUCCUUUUCUAAUCUUUCCUUGUUUUGUGCUUUCUUAGCAGCGUUUUUCGCAUUAACUUCAACUGUCUUCUUUGCUUUUUUCAAGGCAGCGCCUGAAAUUGGAACGUAGUCAAUGUUUGUACGCUCUUUAACUGCCUUGACAGGUGGUUGACCCUCUUCUGGCUUUUUAAGGACGUAUAGUUGAGCGUCUGGUGUCUCUGUGAGUACGUCGACGACUGAUUUAUAUGGCUGGUUUGGUGUACCGGAAGGCUGUUCAACUGUAGCCAAUUCGUCAACGUAGACUAUUUGUCCUGACAUUAUAUCCGUCUUCGC